Messenger RNA from Coniophora puteana RWD-64-598 SS2, 357 nucleotides. RefSeq lists its product as uncharacterized. Lineage: Eukaryota; Fungi; Basidiomycota; Agaricomycetes; Boletales; Coniophoraceae. The record is from RefSeq and is a predicted model, not a curated record. The annotation marks the transcript as partial. The transcript has a single exon.
AUGUCUCACGUCACAUCUAACUGGCAAACGGGCGCGAUAACAUCGCCUAUGUUAACAUGGGGCCAGGUACGAGGAGGGCGAAGGCAUGAGUGCAUUCAUUGUGGCGUUGUACUUCUAACCGGCGAACGAGCCGGUUUUUGUUGCGGAACUCAAGGUGCUCGUCUUGGCGAUGUCCCACGCUUACCACCCUUGCCUGUCGAAUACAACGACUUCAUGCAUGACCCCGGCAUCUCGCAGCGCUCACGGGUAUUGAAUCUCAUAUUUUCUUUCGCAGCACUUGAGUCUACGCAUGCUUUCCCAACUGAAUCAACUGGUCCUCCCGGCUUCAUGGCUAUUCAGGGCCGAUUGUAUCACCGC